GGCGGCGGCGGUGGUGGUAGUGGUGGUUGGAGUGGUAGACGUGAUCGUGGCAGCGAUAGUGUGGGUGCUAGUGCUGCAGUUACUGAUGGCACGGAUCAUACUUGUACUGGUGCACAGUUGAUCGCCAAUGACAAUCCGGAUCUGACCACUACUACUACCACUACUCCUGUCGAGCGUACACACCAUCCGACAACUGCUUCGUCACAUACGACCAGUCGACGAACUACCGGUUCCCGUGCGGAAGAUUUACACAGCGACAUGAAACCACCGGGAUUCGGUGUGACGGCAUUCACUGCUCCAACCGGGAUGACGGAACCGCAAACAGCGCAGCAAACUCAGCCUCCUGCGCCAAUAGACCCGCUGGACUUGGUCAUUGCAAAGCGAAAAAAGAAGGAACUAGCAGAUCCGGUUAUUGCCGAGGCAAUUAUGACCGCAUGCAAGCUUCCGCCACCCCCAAUCCCUGAGACUGAAAAUUUACACGAGGUCCCCGAAGAGCUUCAGCAGCUCAUGUCUUUUGGAUUCGCCCGACACACUACGGACGAGAAAGAUUUGGAAUUCUUGCGGAACUAUCCCCUUCAUCAGAAACCCAGAGAACCCUUAAAAGUGCCCACAGUUUCCCAAAUGUCUCGAUAUGAAACGUUCCGGAAAAAGUAUUGGUCCGCAGCUUUUCGUCGUCAUCGAGAUCAGGAGGAGGAUGAUGAAAAACAUGCCCCAGUGGAUGUGGGCUAUGUGGAUGGUGAUACGGGAACCGGACCAGCAUUGGGAGGUACCAGGAAAGAUUUUUUCCCAAUCAGUGUCCACACCGAUGAGGAUUGGUUUAUGGAGAGUGUGCUUCAUGUGAUGUGUAUCCUGCUCAUCGUCCUCACACUUCCUCUCUCAUUAAUUUUCUGUUUAAAAGUAAGUCUCCGUGUGGUCCCGUUUUGA
This is a messenger RNA of Echinostoma caproni, 924 nucleotides long. The record is from the annotation of a GenBank genome assembly. Lineage: Eukaryota; Metazoa; Platyhelminthes; Trematoda; Plagiorchiida; Echinostomatidae.